Caenorhabditis briggsae is the source of this 249-nucleotide messenger RNA. Bases 1 to 249 code for a protein of 82 amino acids. The transcript is spliced from 2 exons. The record is from RefSeq and is a predicted model, not a curated record. Lineage: Eukaryota; Metazoa; Nematoda; Chromadorea; Rhabditida; Rhabditidae.
AUGAGAAUACUUGGUGAUAAGGAGCUCGACUCAUCUUCUUCCGAGCAUGCAUCGGACGUCGACGACAUCAGUGACUCUGAACUGGACGACUCGUUCCACCAAGUGACCACGGAUGUGACUGCGUGUCGCUGGGCAUACUGUAUCCUCAUCUCGUACAUCGCCAUCGCCAUCUCUCUUCUCGCCAUGUUCCUCAUCUGGUUCUUCUCCAACACCAAAUCUGACACCUCAUCUGGAUCCGGAACCCAAUAA